This is a messenger RNA of Cicer arietinum (chickpea), 998 nucleotides long. Its product is annotated as peroxiredoxin-2E, chloroplastic. Lineage: Eukaryota; Viridiplantae; Streptophyta; Magnoliopsida; Fabales; Fabaceae. Gene Ontology annotation, biological process: cellular response to oxidative stress; hydrogen peroxide catabolic process; cell redox homeostasis. Gene Ontology annotation, cellular component: cytoplasm. Gene Ontology annotation, molecular function: thioredoxin peroxidase activity. The record is from RefSeq and is a predicted model, not a curated record.
GUACCUGGCAGAAAAUUAAACAGCCAGCCAACUAACCUAGUUUUGUGGUGACGCUAAGACAACAAGAUUCAUCUUCACUCUCUUCAUUCAACCAUUUCCACAAACAUCUUUCCUUCACUAUUCACUCAUCUCAAUUUACAAUGGCAACCUCUCUCACUUUCUCUAGACUCCUAACCUCUGCCACCACCACAUCACUCUUAUCCCCCAAAACCAAAACCCUCUCUUCCAAUUUUACCCUCCCCCUCAAAUUCAACCGCCUCCACCCCAAACCUCUCCGAUUCUCCUCUUCCCCCAAAAUCUCCGCCACAAUCUCCGUCGGCGACAAGCUUCCCGAGUCAACCUUCUCCUACCUAGAUGCUGCCGGAGAAGUGCAAACGGUCACACUUUCAGACCUAACAAAAGGCAAAAAGGCGGUUCUCUUCGCCGUUCCGGGAGCUUUCACACCGACGUGUUCACAGAAACACGUUCCGGGAUUCGUGGAGAAGUCAUCGGAGCUAAAAGCGAAGGGAGUGGACACCAUCGCUUGCAUUUCAGUGAACGACGCGUUCGUGAUGAAAGCGUGGAAGGAGGAUUUGAAGGUGAAUGAUGAAGUGGUUCUUUUGUCGGACGGUAACGGUGAUUUCACGAGAGCGAUUGGGUGUGAGCUUGAUUUGAGCGAUAAACCUGUUGGUUUGGGUGUUAGGUCAAGACGUUAUGCUUUGUUGGCUGAAGAUGGAGUCGUUAAGUUUUUCAAUUUGGAGGAAGGUGGUGCUUUCACUUUCAGUGGUGCUGAAGAUAUCCUCAAUGUUCUUUGAAUUUUUGUUGUAAUUUUUCUGUUCUAUCUUUUAGCAUGAGUUACUGUUUUCUUUAAUCGGUUUAGGGUAAUGCACUUUUUUAAUUUUGAUAAUAAUGUGGACUUUAUUGAUCUAAUUGUGUUUGCUGUGACAAUUUUAUCUUGUGCUGAUGACAAACUAUUGAGCUUGUGGUGAUUUGUUUAUAUGGGGUGAUUAUAAUUUGUA